Sitodiplosis mosellana (orange wheat blossom midge) is the source of this 1891-nucleotide messenger RNA. RefSeq lists its product as uncharacterized. The record is from RefSeq and is a predicted model, not a curated record. The coding region runs from base 188 to 1549 and encodes 453 amino acids. The transcript is spliced from 2 exons. Lineage: Eukaryota; Metazoa; Arthropoda; Insecta; Diptera; Cecidomyiidae.
AUUCAAGUUCUCGCUUUGUUCGAAGUCACAUACAUUGAGCCUAGCUCGUGAGAGUGAUUUUCCAUUAAAUUUUUGGCCAAAUCUCACAAGUAUUUGUGAAUUCCAUAAAAUAGAGGCAAAUUGUUUGUUUGAAUCUGAGUUUAUCGUGAAUUUACAUUGAAAUCUUGAUGCGACGAAUAUUUCGGUGAUGGUUAAUAAAAGGAAGCGACGAUGUCAAACACCGAAGCGAAACAACCGAGCAAAGCGACAACGACUAGCAAAUGACAAUGAAGUGGUGUGUGCUACACAGAUUGUAGACGUAAACAACGAUUGCCUUGAGCAUGUGUUCAACCACUUGAGCCUGAUGGAUCUUAUCAAUGUGGCUAGCGCGAACAAACAGCUUGGACCAGCCGCAGCCACUGUUUUUGCUCGCAAACAUGGAAAAAAGAUGGUGGAGAUCUUGGCCUGUGACUUUUCAUCAAAAUUUUCGGAGACAGAGGCAGUAGAGGUGACCAAUGAUGCUAUUCUCAUCAGCAAACCGGCGGUAGCUUUCAGAAUUCUGCGUCUUUUUGGUGAUGUUAUUUUCAACAUAACGAUGAGAGGUAAAUGGCCCUUUCAUGUCGAGCGAUUGAAUGAACAGCAAAUACCUUUGGGCAAACAUACCUUAGCCUAUAUCAACGAAUACUGUUCAGACAGCCUGAAAUCACUUGCACUCGAUAGCGUUGUUUUCAUGUUUGCAGACGCAAAAAAGCCAUACAAAAAUGUUGAAGAGCUUUCAAUCGAACAUGGAACCAUUGGAUUCGAGGCAUCGCAAUUCAAUGACACUUUCCCGAAGAUGCAUCGCUUGAACUUAAAUUUCAAUGCUUUUUCCGAUCACAAACACUUUGCCGGUAGACUUGAGCAGCUUGAACACUUGAAAAUCGGAUUCUUUGGUUUGUGCGAUGGACUCACAAGAACCGAUGUGAGAAAGAUCAUAUGUCUAAAUCCUCAACUACAAAGUUUAAGCCUUAUGGGUGACUUCAAUUUGAAAUUUUGGGACUACGCCAGCAAGCAAUUGAAACAACUCAUCGCUCUGGAGCUAUACUUUGACCAAGAUGGUUCCCAAAAGUACCCAGUUAAACCGAUCCGAUUUGAAUGUGUCGAAACCCUCAAAUUGAACAUUGCUCCAAGUGAAAAUAAGUGGAAGCCAGAGAAAGUGUUGGUGUUCAAACAACUCAAACAUUGUAGACUAACCGGUCGUUUGAAUGAUUCUUGGAUUGAUUUUGCCGUUGGGAGCCCAUCGAUUGAGAAACUCGAAAUCGUCAUGAAAUUUCCACACUCAUUUUUUUUCACUGAACAUCAAAUGGCACAACUCGCUGCGAAUCUCCCGAAUCUGACUGAAUUGAGCAUGACUCGGUGCUCAUGUUCCGUGAAAGCAGCAAUUCGAUUUUGGAACGAAAGCCAAACUGUCCGCAAAUUUACAUUGACAGUUUUUGAUAAAGAUGACCUGGACGAGCUUUACUCCAAGAUCACAUCGGAUUGGAACGCAACCAAAAUGCGCGAAUUAAUUGUAAUCGAACGAAAGGAGUAGUUUCGGGUGUUUGACGUUACAAAUAGUUUUCAUCUUGGAAUGCCUUCUGCAUUCGGACUAUGCUUGAAUGCAAAUUGAACAACAUACACACAUAUCGAAGUACCAAAUCAGUUGGUAGCUUUAACAGUUUACUCAAUAUGAUUGUAACACUUUCGUUCACAUAAAGUGAUUGUUCUUUUUCAUUGAUACAGAUAUAAUUAACAUCAAAAUAAUUGUUUGAAUAUAAACCAAUAGCCACAUGAGAUCUAAUUUUUGGCAAUUUGUACCCAAUUUGUAUUAUUCACGUUUUUUUCUAUUCUAUUUUACAAUAAAAUUCAAUUCAUGAAAUUUCAAAGCAGAAAA